AUGGCCGACAUAAGCUCCGAGUUCCACCGUUCGCAGGAAGCCCCCGGCCGGAUUUGCCUGGAGGCCGCCCGGAAGGUCCUGAUUGGACAUGUCGAUCUCCGGCCGGGCAGCGCGGUGACCGAAGGCUACCUCUGGAUUUCAGACACUGCCUCCGAAGCACCAGAGGAGUUGGCGGCCAGCAGCGCGAUUAGAUUCAGCGGCGCUGGCGAGAUCAGCCUAGACAUUGGCUCCAGUGCUGCUCAACUUGUUGUGGUUCAGACGAUUCCGGCGACGGAAGUGUCAGUUCGACUUCGAGCACCGUGCCUGGCUUCCAGGGAGGACAAGUUGGACGACUGGGCGGGCCAGAAGCAGUGGCUCUUUUGCACGAUGAUGGCUCUGCGCAGACAUCUGUCGCAGGGUGCAACGGCGCUCAUCACGGAGUUUGCGCGUCCAACGUUCCCGGUUCGCGAAGUCGCGAUUGGCUUGAGCCACGACCACAUCUGCUGGGCGGAUCAAGAGUGA
Symbiodinium natans is the source of this 501-nucleotide messenger RNA. The record is from the annotation of a GenBank genome assembly. NCBI's taxonomy places the organism in Eukaryota, Dinophyceae, Suessiales, Symbiodiniaceae.